UGUUGUCCUUUUGCGGAAACACCUGUCAAAGAGGCCCUGCCUUUACUUGUCCAAAGCCCAACCCAGCUGAUCCUAAUUGGACAGUCCAGUUAGUGGAUGUCUGUGUCCCCUCCCCGUCUGAGGCCUGUGUGGGGGGGGCUGUCAUUGCGCUCAGCUCAGGGGGUUCAGGAGCGUUGCCUUGCUUUCCACAGUGCGACUGUAGGUCCCAACCACACAGAUACAUCGAUUAGUAAAGAAUUCGCCCGGAACGAGUCCGCCAUGAACCCCGACCUCCGCAAAGAGCGAGAUAAUGCCACUUUCAAGACCGACCUGCUGACGUACAUCUUGGACGGGGGAGCGGAGAAGACGCAGAGGCGGAGGGAGAUCGAAUCGCUGGUGAUCAGCGAUCCCGAUUUCCAGCAUGUGGACCUGAACUUCCUGUCCCGCAGCGAGCGGUACGCCGCGGCGGUGAAGCGGAGCGCGCAGAUGAUCGUGAAGAUGCGGGAGCACGGCAUCUCUGACCCCGAAGAGAUCUACUGCUAUAAGAGAAUCUGGAACGGCCGGGAACACGAGGCGCUGGGCCUGCACUACGCCAUGUUCCUCCCAACCCUGCAAAAGCUGGGUGACCCCGCUCAGCAGGAGAAGUGGAUACCGCCGGCAAAGACCUUCAAGGUCUUGGGCACCUACGCACAGACCGAGCUGGGCCACGGCACUCACAUUCGCGCUCUGGAGACGACCGCGACCUACGACCCCUCCACCCAGGAGUUCGUGCUCAACAGCCCGACGGUCAGCUCCAUCAAGUGGUGGCCUGGAGGACUGGGGAAGACCUCGAACCACGCCAUUGUCCUGGCACAGCUGUACACCCAGGGGCACUGCCACGGCCUCCAUGCUUUCAUCGUGCCCAUCAGGAACAUGAGCACGCAUGAGCCCCUGCCGGGCGUGGUGGUGGGCGACAUCGGCCCCAAGUUUGGCUUCGACGAGGUGGACAACGGCUACUUGAAGCUGGACAACGUCCGGAUCCCGCGGGAGAACAUGCUGAUGAAGUACGCCAAGGUGGAGCCCGAUGGGACGUACGUGAAGCCGCCCAGCGACAAGCUGACUUACGGCACCAUGGUGUUCAUCCGCUCCAUGAUCGUGGGGGAGUCGGCCCGCGCGCUGGCCAAGGCCUGCACCAUCGCCAUCCGCUACAGCGCCGUGCGCCGGCAGUCCGAGCUGCGGCCCGGCGAGCCGGAGCCACAGAUUCUGGACUACCAGACCCAGCAGUACAAGCUCUUCCCUCUGCUGGCCACUGCCUACGCCUUCCACUUCGUGGGGCAGUACAUGAGCCAGACCUACCACCGCAUCACGGGCGACAUCGACCAGGGCGACUUCAGCCAGCUGCCCGAGCUGCACGCCCUCUCGGCGGGGCUCAAGGCCUUCACCACCUGGGCGGCCAGCGCCGGCAUCGAGGUGUGCCGCAUGGCCUGCGGGGGGCACGGCUACUCGCGCUGCAGCAGCCUGCCCGACAUCUACGUCACCUUCACCCCCACCUGCACCUACGAGGGCGAGAACACCGUCAUGAUGCUGCAGACCGCCAGGUACCUGGUGAAGAGCUACACGCAGGCCAGCGCGGGCGAGCAGGUGGGUGGGACGGUGUCCUACCUGAGCGAGAUGUCCCAGCGCCGCCUGCAGCCCCAGCAGGUGUCCUCCCGGCCCACCGUGGUCAACAUCAGUGACCUGUCCAGCCUGGUGGAGGCCUACAAGCUGCGGGCCGCCAAGCUGGUGGAAAUGGCAGCGAGGAGCCUCCAGGGGGAGCUGCAGAGGCGCAAGAGCAAGGAGGAAGCCUGGAACGGCGCCGCCAUUGACCUGGUCAGAGCGUCCGAUGCACACUGUCACUACGUGGUGGUGAAGCUGUUCACGGCGAAGCUCGGCGAGGUGGGCGACACGGCUGUCCACUCCGUCCUCGGCUCCCUCGCCCUGCUCUACGCUCUGCAUGGCAUUACCGUGCACUCUGGGGACUUCCUGCAGGCCGGGCUGCUGAGCGUGCCUCAGGUGGCCCAGGCCUCCCAGCAGGUGAAGGAGCUGCUGGCCCAGAUCAGGGUGAACGCGGUGGCGCUGGCGGACGCCUUCGACUACCGCGACGAGAUGCUGAACUCUGUCCUCGGGCGCUACGACGGCAACGUCUACGAGAACAUGUUUGAGUGGGCCAAGAAGUCGCCGCUGAACAGCGAGCAGGUUCAUGAAUCCUACCACAAAUACCUGAAACCCCUGCACUCCAAGCUCUGAGCUGCCCAGUGCGAGGUCUGCAGCAGACGGCACAGAAUCCCCUCCAUCAGGAUGUUGCCCUAGCAACAACGUCAUCAAAGAAGCGAACAAACCUGGACUGGAAGCCGUCUGCCCCUGGAACUGGAAGUUGUCUUGAGCAGCCAGCGGCCCCCUCUUGUAUUUUUUCUAUAAUUCCCAGAAGCCCAUGGUGCUUCUGUUACUGCAGAUGGGGAGGAAGAACAAGCACUGUGACCAGUGAGAUCACACCUUGAAAUCAAAGCACCUUUCUCUCUUGUUUUUUCAAGCGCACUGCUGUACCUGCCUUUUUAUCCUUUCAAUUACGUUCUUUGUUCCUAAAUCAUUCUUCUGUUGGUUUUUUUUGUUUCUUCAAAUGGCCAGUUGAAUUUCUGUUUCCGGGUAUAAUUCUGAUCAUUUUGAACAUGCAUUCCGCUGAGAGUGAGGGUAUAAGACCUAAGGACAGGAAACGCCUCUUAAACCUGCUGCAGCUUCCUUUUGGUAUUUAAAGUUUGUAAUAACGAAUAAAAUUAACAUUUCAUAAACGUUCUGCUAUUCUGGACAGGAAGCAGGUUUUGGACAGGCUUUUCCCAGUUUAACUAUCUGGUCUGGGAUUGGAGAAUUUCAGUAGUUUGGGCUGUAGAUUUCUAUCAGAAGUGUUAAAUCUGGCAUGACUACUUGUCUCACCAGAUUUAACAUGUAUGUCCAAAGCAAUAGGAAAUAUUUCUUUGGAAAUAUUGCUGAGUUGCCCUGGACAUGAGGAGCACGUUUUAAAUGGAUUUGCAAUGAUCACAACCUUUGUCUUAACACUUAACUGUGCAGCUUGUUAAGCCAUUUUGAUCAUUUAAGGGCAGUGUCCUGAGAUUCAUCUUGGGUAAUUAAAUGUGAAAUGAUUAACUGUUUUCAUAGCUGAUGCAGCUACUGCAAGGUUUCACUGAGCCUUUUCAUGUGAGCUCAUUUAUCUAGACAUGGUGUAUUUUCACAGGCAUGCUCCGAUAAAUGUGCAAUACAGUCCAUUCUGCAGUAACAUGAUAGUUGAGUUCCUGAAGAAUCCUGGAUCAUGGAAAUCUCUUAAUAACAAUAGAUUCAAUGGGAAUUGAAGUGUUAGGGGAAGAUAUCUAGGAAACACCAUCUGGAGUGACAUUUUCCUAUACAAGUAAUAUACAAGGUUGUAUAUUACUGUGAGCUCUUUUGUUUUAUGUUAUGAAAACAGUGUUUAAUUGAGAUAGUUCCAGUAGGGAGCUGCGUCAGCAUGUGUAGGCUGCAAAGGAACAGGUAGAGGUUAAUUCCAUGCUGAAAGGAAAAGAAAAGAGACACUAGGUUUCAGCUGUGGCGCCUUCAGGUGCCCAAUGAUGUUAAGAUAACAUCAUCCAGGAAUUCAGCGCAACCACGGAAACGCUGAAAGAGUUGUACGUUACAAUGUGCGUCGCCUUUGUUGCUAAGCGAUUGGGAAAUGUAGCAGUGGGGGUUUGGAAGACAAUGAUGAAAAUGGAGGAGGGUUUUACAGUUUAAACAACCUUUAAAGUGAAAACCUUUUCCGUUCAACACAUUUUUAGUGUGAAGAACUGUUUCUCACAUGUAAUUUUACAUUGACUUACCAUGCUGCACAGAGCAAAAACAAAAACUCAGACCUAAACAGUACAACUGAUGUCAGACUCUUCUUUCAGCACAAGAAUAUUGUCUUAACCUUUUUUCCCCGUAUUGUUAAACACUACAUUAAUGAUCUAGAAAGUGAUGCCACUCUUGCCAUUGAGAGUCAGGUGUUUUUAAAGAGGAAUUGGUUAUGCAGUGUUGUGAUGACCCAGUAAACACAGAACGACUUGUGCCUCAGAUAUUACUUUUUAAGUAGUGAAAAGCCAGGCUGAUCUCACAAACUGUUCCUCACUGAUUAUUGGGGAAACAUUAAGCCCUAGCUUAUUAAAAAGAACAACCUGUUUUUGUAGUCUCGACGGUUUCAUUUCUGACUAACAGACGUUUGUGUCAAAUUGUGAACUUCAUCCUUUCUCUGGUGAGAAUCAUGGUUUCAUUAGUUACAUUUUGAAUUUUUAAUCAGUCAUUUUUAUGGUUAUUUUUCCUUCUGCUUCCUCACCUCUUUGAAUCCUGACUCUUUCUAGCCUGUCAUUCACAAAGUCUUCAGUGACUUGUUUAUGUAAUUCUGAGAGCUUGAUUUGUUGCCCCAGAGUGGUUAAGAUUUUGUUUUUAAAACAUGUUAAUAAAAAUCUAGGGUCACAUUUCAUGGGUUACUGAUAUUUAAUUUAAAAAUAAAUCAUUUUAAUCACGUAGUCUUGAUGACAUUAUUUGCAUUAAUAAAGAAAAGUUACAAUUAAAA
This is a messenger RNA of Lepisosteus oculatus (spotted gar), 4567 nucleotides long. The record is from RefSeq and is a predicted model, not a curated record. NCBI's taxonomy places the organism in Eukaryota, Metazoa, Chordata, Actinopteri, Semionotiformes, Lepisosteidae.